Molecule: messenger RNA, 1050 nt
Organism: Gymnogyps californianus (California condor)
Lineage: Eukaryota; Metazoa; Chordata; Aves; Accipitriformes; Cathartidae
Gene: ISL1
Product: ISL LIM homeobox 1
Exons: 6
Coding region: 1-1050 (349 amino acids)
Biological process (GO): axonogenesis; positive regulation of transcription by RNA polymerase II; neuron fate specification
Cellular component (GO): nucleus
Molecular function (GO): cis-regulatory region sequence-specific DNA binding; DNA-binding transcription factor activity, RNA polymerase II-specific
Source: RefSeq, a predicted model, not a curated record
AUGGGAGACAUGGGAGACCCACCAAAAAAAAAACGCCUGAUUUCCCUAUGUGUUGGUUGCGGCAAUCAAAUUCACGAUCAGUAUAUUCUGAGGGUUUCUCCGGAUUUGGAAUGGCAUGCGGCGUGUUUGAAGUGUGCAGAGUGUAAUCAGUAUUUGGACGAGACCUGUACGUGCUUUGUUAGGGAUGGCAAAACCUACUGUAAAAGAGAUUAUAUCAGGUUAUACGGCAUCAAGUGCGCCAAGUGCAGCAUCGGCUUCAGCAAGAAUGACUUCGUGAUGCGCGCCCGCGCCAAGGUGUACCACAUCGAGUGUUUCCGCUGCGUGGCCUGCAGCCGCCAGCUCAUCCCCGGCGAUGAAUUCGCGCUGCGGGAGGACGGCCUCUUCUGCCGGGCGGACCACGACGUGGUGGAGCGGGCCAGCCUGGGCGCCGGGGACCCCCUCAGCCCCCUGCACCCCGCCCGGCCGCUGCAGAUGGCAGCAGAACCUAUCUCUGCCAGACAGCCAGCUCUGCGACCCCACGUCCACAAGCAGCCCGAGAAGACCACCCGAGUCCGGACUGUCCUUAAUGAAAAACAGCUUCACACCUUGAGGACCUGCUACGCUGCCAACCCCAGACCUGACGCCCUCAUGAAAGAGCAACUGGUAGAAAUGACUGGCCUCAGCCCGAGGGUCAUCAGGGUUUGGUUUCAAAACAAGCGGUGCAAGGACAAAAAAAGGAGCAUUAUGAUGAAGCAACUUCAGCAGCAGCAACCCAAUGACAAAACUAAUAUCCAAGGGAUGACAGGAACUCCGAUGGUGGCUGCUAGUCCGGAGAGACAUGACGGUGGUUUACAGGCGAACCCGGUGGAGGUGCAGAGUUACCAGCCGCCCUGGAAAGUACUGAGUGACUUCGCAUUGCAGAGUGACAUAGACCAACCUGCUUUUCAGCAACUAGUUAAUUUUUCAGAAGGAGGACCCGGUUCCAAUUCUACUGGAAGUGAAGUAGCAUCAAUGUCCUCUCAGCUGCCAGAUACGCCCAACAGCAUGGUAGCCAGUCCCAUUGAGGCAUGA